This is a messenger RNA of Scheffersomyces coipomensis, 2822 nucleotides long. RefSeq lists its product as uncharacterized. Lineage: Eukaryota; Fungi; Ascomycota; Pichiomycetes; Serinales; Debaryomycetaceae. The coding region runs from base 122 to 2755 and encodes 877 amino acids. The transcript has a single exon. The record is from RefSeq and is a predicted model, not a curated record. Gene Ontology annotation, cellular component: mitochondrial inner membrane.
GAAAAAAAAAUUAUUGUAUUGCAUAUACAGCUAUAAAAAAAUUUACAGUCAAAAAGAAAGGUAUGUACAAAUACCAAAUUACCUUCAAGAUUCAUAUAUAUAAAGUCAGUUCUAUCAUCAUAUGUUAUUUAGUAGGAUAGAUACAGUGGGGAAAUGCAGGAUAUUGGCAUGUCGAGGGGUACGAACUCCUGGUUUACGAUAUCUUUCUACCUUUCAUAGUCUUGGUUAUGAUAAAAUUAAACAUAUAAUACCUGAAGUUAUUCAUAAAGAAUUACAAGAUACUUCUAAAUUAGCUCCUAAAGUUCAAGGUAGAAAUAAACGAAUCUUUUUAUCACCAUCAGAAAUAUCUGAUAAAGGAUAUGAAAAAUACGUCCAACGAUUAAAUAGUUCGAAAUCUGUUAAAAGAGUUAUUAGAAAGGAAGAUCAAGGUGAUUUUUUAUCAGAUGAAAUCUUACAAUUUGAUCAAAAUAGUCAUAAUAUUAUAAAGGAUUUAAAACUAGAGCAAGAUUUAGAGAAUCAAACAUCAUCAUCAUCAUCAUCAUCAACACUGAAUCGUUCACAAUAUUUAUCAUCGUCAUCAUCAUCACGAAAAUCUCCUCGAAAACAAUCACGUACAUCAUUAAAUAGUUCCAUUGAUAAAUUAAAACCAUUAAUCUUAAAGAUAAGUAAGAAAAGAUCAGAUAAAUUAAUCAAAGAUAUAGAUCAAGCAUAUACCAAACGUCAAUUACAAGAUUAUUUAACUACCAAUUAUGCCUUACCUGAAUUCUCAUCCAAGAAAAAAUCCAUUAAUAGAACUAAACCAAUUCUUAUAGAACGAAUCUUUAAAGAUAUUUGGAAUGUUGAAGUGGUUAAUUUUAGAAGUUUUAGUGAAGAUUAUUUAUCGGAAAGUUCAUUUAAAUUGUCUAAAAAGGAUUUAUUCAUCUUAUUACUGAAUAAUCAAGAAGCUCUUGAACAUAUUCAAAAUUGUGGUGCCGAAGUUAAAUUCGAUUCCAAUAAAGAUACCAUAAAAUUUGUUGGUUCAUCUUCACAAAUCACAAAUGCUGAAAUCAAUUUAAAUUCAAUUUUAGGUUCAGCAUUUACUGAAACUAUUGAUUUUACAAUCAUAAAGCAAAUCUUAGGAAAUGAAAAAUAUGAUAAUUUUGCUCAAAAAUUAGUUAAAAUCACUGAUGUCUAUUUCCAUCAUAUCAAUGAUGAAGUUUAUGAAUUGACUUCCCUUCAUGUAAAGCAAUUGAAGCGAUUCAAAAGAUUAGUAUUAUGGUCAUUAGCAGUGGAUAGACAUAGACAUUUAAAGAAAGAUUUAUUCAUUCCUCAAUCUUCAUUACAAGAUAUAACUUCAUUAAACUUUUUACCAUAUAAGGAUGAUAUGGCUGUGAGUUGGAAUAAUAGAUCUGAAAAUUUAUUCAAAUUAAGAACGAAUGUCAAAUCUGAUUCUUUACGUAAUAAUGAAAUGUUAUUAAAGGAAUUAAAUAAAUUUUCAAACGAUGCUUUGGAAUCAACUGAUUUGUCAUUCCAAGAUGAAUUUGAACAAAUUAAAAAUGUCAUAUCUCCUCAGAAUGCUAUUAAAAGUGAUGAAGAAGCACUCUCCUUGUUUAGAUCAACCUUGGAACUUGAUAAUAAUGAACUUUUGGAUGACAUAAAAGAGCAAGAACAAGAACAACAAGAAGAAAUAAUAGAGGAAGAAAUUAUUUCUUCUUCACAAGAAUCCAUUCAAUUUAACCUUAACAAUACUAUUUCUGAUUCGGAGGUUGAUAAACUUUAUGACUUCUUAGUUGAUUUCAAAUAUAGAAAUGAAUUAAAGGGGGUAGAAGAAGAUAAUUUAAAUAGUCCAAUUUUCGUGGCCACACUUGGACAUAUCUUAUUUAAAGGGGAAGAUUCCAAUUCUGAACGUGGAGCUUUAAUCCCCCGUAAACCAAUCAUAUCAUCCGCUGAAGACGUAUCACAAUUAAGAUAUGAUUUCAAUACCAAUGUGGAGUUGGCCAAUAGUAAAGUUCUUUCCUACCCCUUACAAGAUUGGUCAGAAUCAUCAAUAUCAAAAUCAAAUCAUUUCUUAAGUGAAGAUCCUCAAACUUAUGUGAUUCAACUUCAAUUCUUACCUGCUGUUUCAUUUGGAAAUGUAUCAGAAAUAAAUCAACAUGAAGAUGGAGAUAAUAUUGUAAAAUAUCCUCCUAUUGAAAUUUGGAUUAACUUAAAUGAAAAGAAGAUUCCUGAUUUAGAUACUUUCCAAGCUGUCACUGUUGAAGGGGAGAAUAAUAGUUAUGUAUCAUUACCUUCAUUUGGAUCUGAUAUUAAAGUUUCAUGUCAAUUAUCUGGAAACUUAUUAACGGAAGAAGAAGAAGUAAUUGAAGAAACUCAAGCUGAUGAUGUGGAAGUUGAUAAGAAUGAAGAAUUCCGUUCUAUUUUAUCAGCCACCACUAGCAGAAACAAUCGAUUUAAAAGUCAACCUGGUAUUUCCAAAUGGUUAAAGAAAUCAACUAUGAAUUUCAGAGGUAAAGUUCCUAUUUCAAUACAUCCUGAUUUGAAUAUAAUCAUAAAUGGUGAAACCAUCAAAUAUAAUUUCAUAAGUAUCAACUAUAGAAGAAAAUUAGAAUUCAAUUUAGAUGAUACCACCACCAUUGAAUUAAAUUCAGUUGAAGGUGGUGAAUUAGGAGGAAGAAAAGUUGAAAUUAAUUUCACAGGGGAUAUGUCUCAAGAUAUAAAUAAACCUCAAUUCAAACAAUUAUUAACUGAUGUAACUAAAUUUAUCAGUGAACUUUAAUGAAUAAAUCAAUCAAUAUCUACAAAUGUUUGUUCAUUUUUCAAUCUGUACAUAAAUAAAAACAACC